GUGAGUUUUGUGUGAUUAGUUUUUGUCUAGACCACAAGUUUUUUCAUUUGAAUAAAGUUAAAUUUUCUUAAAAAAUAAAGCCGUAAGGAAAAAUUUCCUUUUGUCUCCAAAAUAUUAACUAUUUUUUAAAGCUUUAAUUCUCUUUAAAAGUGAAAAUUAAAUAUUUUAACAGCAACAACCUAAAAUAUACAAAAACUCAAUUAUAUAAUUUCAUAAUAUCUAUUGAUAUUUCAAUUUUGUAUAAUUUCCAGACAGUAAAUAAAAUAUGCUUUAAAUAUUAAUUACUGAUGUAUAAAAUUUAAAAAAAAUUAUGAGGACUUUCUGUAUAAUUGAUUUUACAGAAUAUUUUUUCUUAGUAAAAUUACGAAGGUUCUCAUAUCAAGGAUGACAUGAAUAAAUAACAAUUGAAUUUGUUAGGUAUAAGAAUAUAUUCAAUUUGGGUACAGAAGUAGUAGCUUGAGAAAAGCUGUAGCAUAAUUUGUUAGUUUUUAUCUUCGUUUGUUUCAAAAUUUUAAAGUAAUAUUAUGGAAUCUGAAUAUAUUAAAAGUAUAGAAUGGAGCAUGAUGGAUAAGAAAAAAUUUAUUCCCUUAUCUAUGCUUAGCUCGUUUUCAGUUCGAUGUUGUCUUUUUCCAUUGACUGUCAUAAAAACCCAGUUGCAGGUUCAAUUUCAAAAUGAUAUAUAUACGGGUAUGAUUGAUUGCGGUCGUAAACUUUAUAAAACCGAAGGAAUUCGUGGUCUCUAUAAGGGAUUUUGGAUUUCAUCUUUUCAAAUAGUCUCUGGUGUGUUUUACAUAUCAACUUAUGAAUCUGUAAGACAUAUGAUGUCGCAAGUUGGAGCUGGAGAUAGAGUCAGAGCUCUUGUUGGUGGUGGUUGUGCAUCAUUAGUUGGACAAACAAUAAUAGUUCCAUUUGAUGUAAUAUCACAACAUGCAAUGGUUUUAGGUAUGCGAACUCAAGGAAAAGAUGUCAAUCCAUUAGGAAUUUCUACUAAUAAUAAAAGCAAAUUUUAUGUAACAAGAGCAAUAGCACUAGAAAUUUAUCGAAGAGAUGGAAUAAAAGGUUACUAUAGAGGCUAUGUUGCAAGUUUAUUAGCAUAUGUUCCUAAUUCCGCAAUGUGGUGGGGCUUUUACCAUUUUUAUCAAGAUGAGCUUUUAAAAAUUUCUCCACCUUGGAUAUCCCACCUAUUUAUACAAUGUGUUGCUGGAACACUUGGCGGUUUUACAACGACAAUAAUAACAAAUCCAUUAGAUAUUAUACGAGCUAGAUUACAAGUUCAACGCCUUGAUUCAAUGAGAUUGGCAUUCCAAGGUCUUUGGGCAGAAGAAAAAUUCAAAAUUUUUGUUAAAGGUUUAUCAGCUCGAUUAAUGCAGUCCGCUGCGUUUUCUUUUAGUAUAAUUUUGGGUUAUGAAACUAUUAAACGAUUAGCAAUCACCGAGCAGUAUAGACAUAGAGUGCGAUGGUAAACACUAUAAAAAAAACUACUGACUAUUAUCAAUAAUAGAAACAUUUUUUACUAAACUUGAAAUUUGAUUAAUUUUUAAGUUAAGUUUUAAUGGCGGAAUUCGCACAAUUUUUGUUAUUUAUUUAUAUUGAAUUUAGUUGAAUUGUUGUCAUAAUUUUGCAUUUAAAUUAAGUCCAAUUAGUUUACAUGUUACGUUAAAUUUAGUUCAAAUUUAUUUUCAUUUUAAUUUUUUUAUUAUAUUUAUUAUGCCUUUAUGUUUUAGCCAAAGUAUAGAAAACAACUCUUUCCCAUUGUUAUGAUUAUUUAAGAAUGUCAAUUAAAUGCAAUAAUGAUUUCACCAAUUCUACAUUAAAUUAAUUUUAUCAAUUUUUAAUAUAUUCUUGAGUAAAACUAUAAUUAUGAUAUAAUAUUAAUAUCAUAAUUAUGAAAUAUGUAAAU
Molecule: messenger RNA, 1900 nt
Organism: Condylostylus longicornis
Lineage: Eukaryota; Metazoa; Arthropoda; Insecta; Diptera; Dolichopodidae
Product: solute carrier family 25 member 44
Exons: 5
Coding region: 525-1463 (312 amino acids)
Biological process (GO): transmembrane transport; branched-chain amino acid catabolic process
Cellular component (GO): mitochondrion
Molecular function (GO): branched-chain amino acid transmembrane transporter activity
Source: RefSeq, a predicted model, not a curated record